ACGUAACCAGAAUAGUGUUCACAAUGAUGCUUAUAUGAAAAGCCGCGAGUUACUACAGGAGUCACAUCAUCUUCGGAAUAUCGUUAGACGUCAAAAAACAGAAGAGGGUUUGGGGUACAUGAUUCGUGUGAAUGCAUCAAUUGAUUGUAUGAGGUUUCUCUUAUGUCAAGGAUUAGCUUCCUGUGGCCAUGAUGAAUCUGAUACUUCACAUAAUCAAGGUAACUUUCUUGAACUCCUUAAAUACACAGCUGAACAUAAUGAUAGUAUCAAGAGUGAAGUUCUGAAAAAAGCUCCUGGUAACAACAAGUUAACAUCACCAGACAUCCAAAAAGAAAUAGUGAGUGCAGCUGCAAUGGAAACUAUGGAUGUAAUUCGCCACGAUAUUGGUGAUUCCCUUUUUGUUGUUAUGGUUGAUGAGUCUCGCGAUGUAUCUGUUAGAGAGAAAAUGGCAGUUUGUAUACGUUAUGUCAACAAGGAAGGAUGUAUUAUUGAAAGGUUCAUUGGAAUCAUUCAUGCCCUUGAAACGACGGCAAUUUCAUUGAAGAAUUCAGUUGAUGCAUUACUUUCUAAAUAUGGUUUAAACAUAAUGAGAUUGAUAGGGCAGUGUUACGAUGGUGCUUCUAAUAUGCAAGAGAUGUUCUUCGACAAAAAGAACUUGCUAGAGUGGUUGAACUUGUUGAAAAAGGUGAACGUUUAACUGGCUCGGGAUUGAAUCAAGAAACUUGUCUCAAACGACCUUCCGACACACUUUGAGGUACACAUUACAACGUGCUGCCGAGUUUGAUUUUGAUGUUUCCAUCAAUUCUAGAAACGUUGGAGAUUGUAAGUCGAGAAGGUACUAGUGAAGCGAGGGGAAAAGCAUAUGCUUUUCUGAUUUUGAUGCCAACAUUUGAUUUUGUAUUUACUUUGUUUCUGCUAAGCACUUUGUUAGGAAUCACUAACGAAUUUUUCGCAAGCAUUGCAACGAAAAGAUCAAGACAUUAUGAAUGCUAUGAACUUGGUGAAGAUAUCUAAAGAACAACUACAUGCCAUGCGGGAUGGUGGGUGGAAUAGUCUUAUGAAUGAUAUUUCUGCUUUUUGUGCUAAAACUAAUAUUGCAGUUCCUGAAAUGAUGUCUCCAUAUGUACCACUUGGACGAGGAAGACGUAAUCUACAAGAAGAGACAAAUCUACAUCAUUUUCAAGUUGGUUUGUUCAACAAUGUCAUUGAUAUGAAAAUUGCAGCCCUUAAUGACCGGUAUGAUGAAGUGAACACCGAGUUGCUUCUUUGCAUGUCGCAUUUGAAUCCAAGAGAGAAUUUUUCAGCUUUUGAAAAAGGUGCGUUAAUUCGUCUUGCUAAACUAUAUCCAUCUGAUUUUUCUGAAAUGGAUCUCAUGAUUCUUGAACGGAAACUAGACACCUUUCUUCGUGAUGUGCUUUCUAGUAACAAAUUUUUUGAGUUGGUUGGAAUCAGUGGGCUUGCCAAGAAAAUGGUUGAGACCAAAAAAGAUAUAACAUAUCCUCUUGUUUACUUGUUGAUUAAAUUGUCUUUGAUAUUUCCGGUUGCUACCGCUACCGUUGAGAGAGUGUUUUCCGCUAUGAAGAUAGUGAAUAAUCGUUUGCAAAGUCGUAUCGGUGAUGAGUAUAUGAAUAACUGUUUACUCACAUAUAUUGAAUGAGAAAUUUUUCGCAGUAUCAGCACCGAUAAGAUUAGAAAAUGAUUUAAACUUAUGGCACUACGUCGUGGGUAUUGUUGAAUAUAAUAAGAGUUGGGUUUUUUGGUAAAGCAUAUAAGGUGUUCUUUUGGGGUAACAAUGCUGUAUAGAAGGUAGUUUUUUGGGACUUUUGUGGAUAUUUGAAGCACU
Messenger RNA from Papaver somniferum (opium poppy), 1843 nucleotides. Its product is annotated as zinc finger MYM-type protein 1-like. The transcript is spliced from 2 exons. The coding region runs from base 35 to 697 and encodes 220 amino acids. The record is from RefSeq and is a predicted model, not a curated record. Lineage: Eukaryota; Viridiplantae; Streptophyta; Magnoliopsida; Ranunculales; Papaveraceae.